AAAAGGCACGGAUUUAAUUAUGGGAGAAGACUACCUCCAAAAAUUGUUUGUCUAUCUACCAGUGUGAUAAAGACAUGAAUAGUACCAAAAUCAUAAAAUCUGGAUCACGUAUCACCACAAAGUACAACCAUCAAUUUCUUUUCCCUUUUCUAAAGUCCGUUCAGUACGAAAUCUUCAAGGAAGUCGCCAACAACCACUCGACCAAACGUUUAUCUUGCUUAAUCUUGAAUAUAUCUCACCUCAAUAGCCUUCAAGCUUCCUCUAUUUAAUUUCAAAGAAUGGAAGACACGGAUGAUUGUAAUUGCUUAGAGACUACAAUCAUCAGCACAAUCACCACAAAUCAUCAUGGCGGAAAAACUCAAUCUGUUAAACCUACUCAAACUAUCACAUCUUCACAAUCUAAUUUAGUUACCGUUGUAGUACAACUUGGAGUUUUCCCAUCUGGAAUCAGUAUUAUACCAACAUCUUCAAAUUCAACCAAUAAUACUUCUUCGACAAGUUUUAUUGCUUUACCUACACCUACGGAUUCAAUUAUAACUCCAAUCAGUACUCAAAACGUUAGAUUGAUUGCUACAUCUUCUAGUUCAUUGGGAAGUCAACCUACAUCACUUGAUUCAAUGGACAAUGCUUUAUACGCUCAAAGAGUUGCACCUAUUGCUGGUGCAGUCAUUGGUGGAAUCUUUUUGCUUUCGGUUCUGGUGGGAUUAUUAGUAACAUGGAUCAAGAGAUCAAAAAGGAGAAGGGAGGCAGAUACACUAGAUA
Melampsora larici-populina 98AG31 is the source of this 762-nucleotide messenger RNA. RefSeq lists its product as uncharacterized. The record is from RefSeq and is a predicted model, not a curated record. Lineage: Eukaryota; Fungi; Basidiomycota; Pucciniomycetes; Pucciniales; Melampsoraceae. The transcript is spliced from 2 exons. The annotation marks the transcript as partial.